CCAAACGAACGCAACGCAAUUUUUAAAAAGAUGGAAAAUAAUCUCGAAAAUAUGGUACCGCGGUUUGAUUUCCUCUGUCGAUUUUGCCUUGCAGAUGGUAACUGUACACCGAUAUUUCUUCCGGAUGGAACAUUCAACGAAAGACUCCAAAAAUCAUUCGAAAUUAUUGUUACCAAAGUGGAUGAGAAUGAUGGACUUCCGAACAACAUAUGCAAAAAGUGUCUUUCGUGCAUUGAGGAUUUCGUCGAUUUCGAGGCAACUUGUGACACUUCGUACAAAACGCUUGAGCAAAUUGCCCAACGUGUGGAACGAACAAAGCAAGAGCAGAGCUUCGAGAUUGUAGCAGAGAUGGAUGGGAAUGGAUUGUAUGCGAUUGAAUAUCUAGAAGAGUACGUACAUGGUAUGGAGGAGAACGUAUCCGAUACUUGCCCGGAGAAAGUGUUCCAGCGCCAAGAAACACAAAGGGACGAUCAUGUGGACAGCGGGGACAGCAAUUCAGCAAGUACGGAAAAUAUCAUUGAAGAUGACUAUAGUGAUGGCACAAACGGAGAACAAAACUCACAUCCGAUGUCCCUCAAACAAACAGAAGCAAUAGAAAACAGUUUGCCAGCAGAACAAAGUGGCCUGUUUCUUGCCGCCUUGCAGACAAAAGAAGUUGACACCGUCAAGAGGGGCAACCGAACCAUUCCUGUCGUGGAAUGUAUGUUCUGCAACAAGCUAUAUCGUGGUAGAAAUACAUUAAAAAAGCACCUUAAAAUUCACUUCCAACUUAAAAAUUAUAACUGCACUUUUUGUAGUAGGGCAUUCACUGAUCGUACCUCGCUGCGCGUUCAUGAAGUACGCCACACAAGAAUUAAAGCCUUUAAAUGCGAACAGUGUGAUCGAUCUUACUUUAGCAGCAGCGAACUAAAGCAACAUUACAACAUGCAACAUAGAGAUAAGAAUUAUGAAUGUAAAGUUUGUUCGGCUCGCUUUUCGGCAAAAGCAAUUUUAGAAGAUCAUACCAAGGUCCACUUACCAGAUCGUCCUUUUGUUUGCAAUAUUUGCGGACUUUGUUUUAAGCGAAAUCGAAACCUAACUCGACACAUGGGCAUACAUUCGGCAAAGACGAAAGAUCGACAAACUCAGGACAUGCUCGAAUGUUUUUGGUGUUCCCGUGUAUUUGAAACGCCAUCAAAGCUUCUUGAUCAUCUGAGAGACACACAUCAACAGGAGUAUGAAGAAAGACGUGUCGGUUCGCAUCGAUGCGUCAAUUGUUUGAAAACCUUCUCUAGUUUAGAUGAUUUUUUGCAACAUCGUAACACACAUUCACUAAUUGUCGUUCAAACGGAUGGGGGAACACUUCGUCAGUGUGGGGAAUGUGGGAAACAAUUCCGUUACCGAUCGAUGGCAAUGAAACAUCUCCGAACACAUAAAUCGGGCAAACCCAAACUCCAGUGUUAGUUCUAAAAAAUGCCG
Messenger RNA from Anopheles darlingi, 1458 nucleotides. RefSeq names its product zinc finger protein 501-like. Bases 31 to 1443 code for a protein of 470 amino acids. Lineage: Eukaryota; Metazoa; Arthropoda; Insecta; Diptera; Culicidae. The record is from RefSeq and is a predicted model, not a curated record. The transcript has a single exon. Gene Ontology annotation, molecular function: zinc ion binding. Gene Ontology annotation, cellular component: nucleus.